AUUAUUGUAUAGCAGCUCCGUGGUUAGCCAAAGCGAGCGAUUGCAGAAGAGCUCUACGCUUGCAGCAAUCCUCGAUGCGCUGGCAGACGAGAACACCGGAUUGAGUUUCAUAAAGAAAGACAAGUCGCUACCAGCUGACUGCUUUUUGAGCCUGGAGGCAGUGGCGUGGCUACAGGAAUAUGUGGAAGGCGUCGUCAGUGACAGUGAUGCCAUCUGUAUCAUGCAGAGAAUGAUAGAGGAAAGCUUGGUUUGCCAUGCAUCUGGUCAGGCCAACCAUCCAUUCAUCAACGGCUUUUAUCUCUACUUUGUCGUUCAUCAACUUGCAGCCAUAACAACACGGAAUGCCAAAGGGUUGACUGGCAUUCAGCAGUUGAUAGCAAGAGUGCCAAUGCUAGGAAUGCAGGCCAUAAGUAUCGAGUCGGUGUUCAACCCAUACUUCUGCCACGAGCAUGUAGAGGUUGCAUUACAUCCAGACAGUGCCUAUGCGAGCAGCCAUGGUGAUUUCACAGUGACACCUGGUGUCAGAAGAAAGGCAUCACCAUUGGUAGACCCUCACGUGGAAGAAAAUCGGUCAUGGAGGUCAGACGAGAGUGUGGACAGUGCUGGUUCAGAUGUCACUGGCGUAGCUAGUGCCUUUAAGGUGACGAAAAUCAGUCUCGAUGGCCUUGGCAAGAGCUGCAGGAACGAGUGGGUCAACAUCCGUUACCAAGGCAACUACUACAUGGACAGGCCAUAUGAGUUGGUGGUCAAGUGGCUAGUGGCAACUGGCAGUAUCCUUGGCGAGCAGGUGCAAGUGUGGGCCAGAAAGGCAGGAGCAUGUGGAUUCCAUCUGAUACCGACUCCAAUGGACCCAUUUGCGUUGCCCUGGACACCAAAUUCUGACCCACUGCGCGGACCAAUCUUCGUGGCUCUCAACGUGUCAUGUCUUUUCGACAGAGAAAUGCCAAACCUAUUCAAAGACUGUGACGUUGAGAAUUAUGAGGUUGGCAUGUUCAAGCUGCAAGAAGAUAUACUGCACCGAUUCGGCUUCAUGCGAUACAUCAACGAGCGAGAGACCGGGCCGAACAGCGUGGGACCGCAGUACAUUCACGUCACAGGCGCCAUGUUUGUGCUCAUGUCCUGUGCUUACGAAAGGCCCGAGCCGAGCGCGCACAAUCAGUACAUCCGCAGACAGAGCACGAGGGUGAGGAGAAACAGCUUGCAGAUGCGGCAGGAGGUCGGCUUCCUCUGGGCCUGGAACUACAUGCUGAACAAGAAGUGGCGUACAAACAACACGGGCGACGAGGCUUACAUGGACAAGAUGUUGGCAGAUUUCCGCGCCUUCUGUUCGGGCUCUGGCGGUCGCCUGCGUGACUACUGGGAGACUUUUCGCACUACCCUGCAGCGUCCGGGUCAGACACUGGACGUAAGUGUGCGACAAGAGCUCACCGUGAUGAGGGUAGAGGACAACGCCAACAACCACGGUACGACCAACCCUACCUUGUGAUGGACAGCAAAACCACUGAUGUCAUUCUACAGUCGUCACAGGCUAUAGAUGUCGUGCAAAACAUCGAAGAUUAAUCAUCAAUCAUGCAAACAAUAGAGCAGCAGCUUCAUUUGGCGGAAAAGCUUCCGGUAGUACCAAAAAUUACCGAAAGCAUAACGUAGUGUUUUUUAAUCAUUUUGCUCAACUAUCAGCCGUUCAUCAAGUGAUUGCAAUGUCAGUAAUGAAAACGUGUUAUUCUUAAAAAAUGUGCAGCGUGUCUAUUUUCAUUUGUGUUAACAAAUUAUAAAACAGAAUGUUCUGUGAUGCAGCAAAAAUUUUCUUUAAUUGUGGCAUAUAUAUAUCAAUGAGCUAAACUCAAUUAUAUGAAAUGUUAAUAUUGGAUUGAUGUAUUACAAUUGUAAUGUGUAAAUAUAAUAUUAAUUUAUAUAACCAAAAUGUAUGUUCACGUACGUCCUGAGUGUAUACACAA
This is a messenger RNA of Priapulus caudatus, 1955 nucleotides long. RefSeq names its product DEP domain-containing protein 5-like. Gene Ontology annotation, biological process: negative regulation of TORC1 signaling; cellular response to amino acid starvation; positive regulation of autophagy. The record is from RefSeq and is a predicted model, not a curated record. NCBI's taxonomy places the organism in Eukaryota, Metazoa, Priapulida, Priapulimorpha, Priapulimorphida, Priapulidae. Gene Ontology annotation, cellular component: lysosomal membrane; GATOR1 complex. Bases 221 to 1486 code for a protein of 421 amino acids. The transcript has 11 exons. Gene Ontology annotation, molecular function: GTPase activator activity.